Heteronotia binoei (common prickly gecko) is the source of this 1450-nucleotide messenger RNA. RefSeq names its product E3 ubiquitin-protein ligase TRIM7-like. Gene Ontology annotation, molecular function: zinc ion binding; protein binding. The record is from RefSeq and is a predicted model, not a curated record. NCBI's taxonomy places the organism in Eukaryota, Metazoa, Chordata, Lepidosauria, Squamata, Gekkonidae. Bases 5 to 1450 code for a protein of 481 amino acids. The transcript is spliced from 8 exons.
UGCCAUGGCGGCUGGGGGUCCCCUGCACGAUCUCUGCGAGGAAGCCUCUUGCUCCAUCUGCCUGGACUUCUUCAGGGACCCCGUCAUGAUCGCCGAGUGCGGCCACAACUUCUGCCGAGCCUGCCUCACCCGCAGCUGGGAGGAGCCGUCGGGGGCCGCGGAGCCUUCCUGCCCCCAGUGCAGAGGAAAAGCUCAGCCCAACAGCCUCAGGCCGAACCAGCAACUGGCCAACUUUGUGGAAAUAGCCGAGAGAGUCGCUCUGCAAGAGGCCGCAGUGGCAGCUGGAAAAGGGAGAGUUUGCCAGAAGCACCAGGAGCCCUUGAAGCUCUUCUGCAAGGACGAUGAAGCCCUCAUCUGUGUGGUCUGUGACCGAUCCAAGGAGCACAGAGAUCAUGAAGUCCUUCCUCUUGAGGAGGCCUCCCAAGAGUACAAGGAUCAGUUCUGCAACCGUCUGGAGAUUCUGAAGAAGGAGAGGGAGAGAAUUGUGGCGUAUCAAGGAGAUGCGGAGAAGAAAAGCCAAGACCUGCUCAAACAAACUGAAGAAGAGAAGAAAGCGAUAGUAGCUAAGUUCAGGCAACUGCACACAUUUCUGGAGAAACAAGAGAACUUUUUGCUGGCCCAGAUGAAAAAGGUGGAGAAGGAGGUGGUGAGAAACAGGGAUCAGCAUCUGAACAGAAUCUGUGAGGAGCUCUCUUCUCUGGAAAGCCUCAUCCGGAAGAUGGAGGAGAAAUGUCAGCAGCCGGCCAGUGAUCUCCUGCAGGAUGUCAGAAGCACAUUGCAGAGGUAUGAAGACAAGGAGUCGUUUGAGAAUCCAGUGGCUAUUCCACUUGCACUGAAGCGGCACAUCUGGGACUUCUCAGAUUUAAAUCUCCUUUUGGAGGGCAUCAAGAAGCAACUCAAAGACACUCUGGAUUCUGGACUUCAUCUGCAGAAAGCAAAUGUGACUCUGGAUCCAGACACGGCCCAUCCAUGGCUCAUCCUGUCUGAGGGUCAGAAAAGCGUGCAAAUGGGAGAAAAAGCUCAAACUCUGCCCACCAGUCCGGAGAGAUUUGAGAACUAUAAUGCUGUGCUGGGCUGUGAGGGAUUCACAGGAGGCCGCCAUUUCUGGGAAAUCCUUGUGGGAAGUGAGGAAAGCUGGGCUGUGGGGGUGGCCAGAAAGUCUGUGAGGAGGAAGGGAGAACUCACUUUUAUUCCUGAGGAAGGGAUGUGGGCUGUGGGGAAGUGGGGAGGGAUGCACAGGGUUGGUAUAAAAGCUCACCCUCCCCUGACUGUGAGUGGGGAGCUGAAGAGGAUCCGAGUGUGCCUGAACUAUGCUGGGGGUCGAGUGGCCUUUUUUGAUGCUGACCGAGCAGCCCUUCUCUACGAGUUCUCUGGAGCCUCCUUCCAUGGAGAGACCCUCCUGCCCUUCUUUAGGGUGCAUAAAAAAGGCCGCCUCAAAAUAUCUUCAUAG